Messenger RNA from Maudiozyma barnettii, 822 nucleotides. RefSeq names its product telomerase inhibitor (gene PXR1). Lineage: Eukaryota; Fungi; Ascomycota; Saccharomycetes; Saccharomycetales; Saccharomycetaceae. The transcript has a single exon. The coding region runs from base 1 to 822 and encodes 273 amino acids. The record is from RefSeq and is a predicted model, not a curated record. Gene Ontology annotation, molecular function: nucleic acid binding.
AUGGGUUUAGCUGCAACAAGAGUGAAACAAAGGUUUGGUAGAGAUCCAAGAAAUACCAAUUGGAGUAAUGACACGUCCAGGUUUGGCCACCAACAACUGGAACGGUUUGGGUGGAAGCCUGGGAUGGGGCUAGGGAUGGCUCCGAUGCAUUCCCAUACUUCACAUAUUAAAGUACAUGUUAAAGAUGAUAAUGUCGGACUUGGUGCUAAAAUUUCUAGAAAGGGACGUAAGGAUGAAUUCGAUAAUGGUGAGUGUGCAGGUUUGGAUGUAUUCCAAAGGAUUUUGGGACGUUUGAAUGGGAAGGAACAGGAGAUUGAAAAUGAAUUGGAUUUACAAAGAAAAGAAAAAAUUCUUGAUGGGAAAUGGGGUGUACAUUUUGUUAAAGCAGAUGUAUUGGCAAGUACAUGGGAUCCAAAGACUAAAAAAAUAAAAUCAUAUUCAAACAAAAAGAGUAAUUCAAGUGAUGAUGAAGAAGAAGAAGAACCAUCAAAAAAAAAGAAGAAGAAUAAAAGAAAUCGUAGUGAUGAUGAUGACAAUGAUGAAGAGGAAAAGAAACAUCAUAAGAAACAUAAACAUAGUAGUGAUAAGAAGAAAGCUAAAAAGGCAGCUAAGAAAGCUAAGAAGGCAGAAAAGGCUGCAAAGAAGGCAGAAAAGAAAUCUGCUAAGAAAGCAUUGAAAAUGAAAUCAAGUAAAACUGCAUCAAAUAUUCCAACAGCAAUAACAACAAGAUUAUCAGUACGUUCCAAAUGGAUUAAACAGAAACGUGCUGCUGUCAUGGAUGCCAAAGCUUUGAAUGAAAUCUUCAUGAUUACCAACGAAUGA